GAGUGUUGUCCGAUUCAAAUUUAAGCUCAAUGAAGCUCUCUUUGGGUAUACGUUUUUAGUACCUCACAAAUGUCGCCAGCAUUAGGAGGGGAUAACCACCGCUGAAAAAUGUUCUGAUGUUCUUCUCCGGGUCUUGAACUCAGGCGUUACUGUGGCCUACAUUACUUAUCUUAACCCUACUAAAAGCGUCAAAAUUUAAGAUUUUUUGAUCAAAAUUCGCUCUUUUUAUUCGAUUCCUUAAUUUGCUUGUUGGAGUUUGUAGACUUUUUGGGUGCCCAGGGAACCAGCAACAAUGCUUUAUCUUUAUCUCUAUAGGUAUACGAAGUGCUUGGUUUUAAGAUUUUUCAACCAAUUUCGAAACCAAAAAGGAAAAUUUAUACAAAAGUAUUUUGAUGAUUUUUCAAAAUUUAAUUUUUAAAACCAUUAAAAUGCACUGCUAAUUGCUUCGCCAAAUUUCACCCAAUUGCAUAUACAUAUAUACCUGUUAAUGUCCUGCACGUGUAACCUUCGAAAAUCAAAUAGGUAUAUUCCAAGAACUCUACUCUUAUCAAAACAACUGCUCCGUUGCCUAUUUUGCAAUUUUCUAAUACAUACGGUCUUCAAAGGGGCGUAAUAAAGUAAAACAACUAAAUUGGCUUUAGAAUCCCUCAGGUAAAGAUUGAACAACGUUAAUCAGAUAAGAUUUGUCAUUUGCCACAGGUAUAGGAAAUGACGUUGUACACCAUUGACAGUAUAAAAUGUUACAGAUUUAGGGCAAAUUUGAACAAUUGGAAUUCACCAGGCGCCGAAAUCACAUUCAAUGGCUAGUAAGAUGCUGUACAUCGAACUAUUUUUGUUACUCCACUUAACACAAGGAACGACAGCUCAUAAUAUGAAAAAUGAUUUUAUAAUGGACACUAUCGAUCAAAUGCCAGUUCCUAACGACAUUAAGGAGUUAACUGGAUACGAGUUUGAUCUGGCCGAUAUAUUGGGUUUCGGCAAUGAUCAUCAUGAACGACUUCCGAGACAUCUUCCCCUCAAGAGUUCUGCUUCGAAAUUCCUUCUGGAGGUGUAUAGUGACCUAACGGAAAACGAAGAAGAAUUGGACCAUGUGCGAGAACAUUUAACAAGAGGCCGCCAGCGAAGGGCUCUUAGGGAAGAACGUUUUAUAACAAAAUUUGACCGCAUGGAGAUUGAAAAAUGCAAUAAUAUUGUAACAUUUUCAAGCAAAAAGGGUGCAUUAACUUCGAAUGUCAUGGCCGACUUGCCCAUUGCCACAGACAUGGUGAUUGGUUUUAAUACAAACGAUGUUCCCCGUGACCUACAAUUGGUUCAUUCUGCUCUGCGUUUAUACCAGCAGCCCAAUUUGGGUAAAUUUGUACAAAAUACAGACACUCAACAGGCGUCCAUAUCCAUUUACCAACGUGUGGUCUUGCGUAAACAAUACACUGGCGCAUUGAGAAUAUUGGCAUCGGUCAACACAACUACCUCACACAAAGGCUGGCUGGAAUUUAAUAUGACUCGCAUACUGACAAGGUGGCUGCAGCAUAAAACUUCACAGGUGGUUAGACUUAAUGAGCUGGUCAUCGGUGUUACCCUAGAAAUGGAAAAUGUGGCACAUGAAAAGAAAUCCAUUGAAAUAUUGCCUAGCGAUUUAGGUUUGGUACAACCGAAUAUCACCGAAGAUAUGAUUGAUUUGCAGCCCUUCAUCAUAGGUUAUUUCAAUGGGCCUGAACUCAUGAAUAAAAUCCAAAAAUUGCGUUUCAAGCGCGAUGUUAUCAAACGUAAAAGGAAGGCUGACUUCUAUCAGCGCAGACCACCGCCGCCACCUAUACAGGAAAUCUACAAAUUGCCCAAGACCUGUGAACGCUUAAACUUUACAUUGGAUUUCAAUGAUUUGCAUAUGCAUGAUUGGGUCAUUGCUCCAAAGAAAUUCGAGGCAUUCUUUUGCGGCGGUGAAUGCAACUUCCCCUUGGGUUCGAAAAUGAAUGCCACCAAUCAUGCCAUCGUUCAGACGCUAAUGCAUUUGAAGCAACCGAAUUUGCCAAAACCCUGCUGCGUACCCACUGUCCUCGGUUCAAUAUCCAUAUUGCAUUAUCUAAAUGAGGAUAGUGUGAAUUUGAGUAAAUAUCCCCAAAGUGUAGCCAAAGAAUGUGGUUGCCAUUAAAAGCGAUUUUUUUUCAAUUCUUUU
Molecule: messenger RNA, 2170 nt
Organism: Stomoxys calcitrans (stable fly)
Lineage: Eukaryota; Metazoa; Arthropoda; Insecta; Diptera; Muscidae
Gene: scw
Product: protein screw
Exons: 2
Coding region: 800-2146 (448 amino acids)
Biological process (GO): BMP signaling pathway; SMAD protein signal transduction
Cellular component (GO): extracellular region
Molecular function (GO): cytokine activity; growth factor activity
Source: RefSeq, a predicted model, not a curated record